AUGUGUUCAUUAUCUGAAAAUCUUCUAAAUUCAUCCUUAUCAGUAUGGCUGCAAAGAGAUUUCAUAACAGCACGUGUGAUCACUCCUGAUGAAUUCCAUGUUCAAAUUAAUGGAUUAAUUGAAGAAUUUAAGAGAACAACAAGUAAUGAACUGGUUUUGUUAUUCAAAUUAAUGCAAGUAACAAAUCUUGCAAAUCAACUAGCAACAAUCAAUUCAUCCAACUGGGAAUUCAUUGUUAAUCCGAUCUAUAAUGUUUCUUUAUAUAAUUCCUUAGGAUUUGGAAAUCCAAAAAUUUAUCAGGAUCAAUUGUAUGCUUUAACCUUGCCACGAACAUAUAAUGAGGAGAAUUGUUCAUGUGUAUUACAAUCAAAUUGCACUAGAUUCCUCACUUAUCCUUAUAUAGUAUCGAAUCAAUUGAUAAAUCAAACUCUUCCAAACUUUCUUGGUGGAUGUUUACCGCUCGAUGCGAUGUUACAAUCGAGUUUCUCUUGUUUUUAUAAUCAAACAUGUUUAUCUCUACUGCAAACAUUGAUUUACUAUGCGAAACCUUUUCCAAUUAAGACAUUAUUUCCAUCGUCAUCAUCUUCUUCUAAUCGAACAGUGGAAACGAUUCUUGCUGAAUUUUUUGUCGAAAAAUGGGUUCAGAAUGUUUCAUUUGAUCACUAUUAUGAAGAAUGUGCUCCUAAACUCUGUCAAUAUUCUCGUUCAUUGCCAUUUAAUGGGCUUUAUUUUCUAACUAAAACGUUGUCAAUUUUGGGCGGUUUGUCAACACUACUACGAUAUAUUGUGUCUUUCGUAGGAAUGAUAGUCAUCAAAUUAGUUGAUCGUAGAAGGAAAAGAAGAGUAGCACCAUAUCCAAAUAUAGCUGAGACCAACUCAGAUGAUGUCACUCUCAAUACUAUUCCGAAUGUUCCCAUUACAGCAAUCGAGAUCAAUGUUGAUCCAAUUCAAGAGCAAAUCGAACCAUCUAAUAAUCGAACUGAUCGAAUAAUUGCAAUCUGUCUAUGUCUAUUAGUUAUAGUUGCAAUAGUUGUAGCUUCAGUCAUUUCGACGGGAAAAAAAGAUACAAAAUAUAUACCAAUAACUACAUCAAUCACCACUUUAAUCACCACUACGGAAAUAACAAAAUCAACGACAACAUCAGCAGAAAUUUGUUAUAUGACUUUAAUGUAUCAAUCUGAACAUUAUUCAAUUGGUCAUGAUGCCAAGUCAUUUAUUCUACGUGAUUUAAAUGGCGAUUCAUUUUUAGAUUUAGCAGUAGCAAACUAUGGAGAUGGCACAUUUAGCAUAUUAUUUGGAAAUGAAAAUGGAACAUUCCAGCCACAACAAGUUUAUUCAACCGGCAAUGGAAGUUAUCCUUGGGGAAUAGCAUCCGGUGAUCUUAACAAUGAUACAUUUUUGGACAUAGCUGUAACAUUGUCAAAAACAAACAAAAUAGUGAUCUUUUUCGGUCAUGGAUCAUAUGAUUCAUUCAACAGAGUAUCUCACAAGUUGUUAUCUGCAUGUCCUGACAAACGUGAUGAAGUUCGCUUACUAAAAGUUCAUGAUUUAAAUGGGGAUGGACGUCUUGAUUUACUUUUUGAUUGCAAUAAUCCUAAUUUUAAAACUAAUUAUUUAGCCGUUGCACUAAAUCAAGGGGAUGGAUGUGAUUAUCGACAUCGAGAUUUAAGAACAGUCGACACAUGGGACAUCGAAUCAAUUGUUUUUAGUGAUUUUGAUCAUGACGGAAAAAAAAAUGACAUAGGUUUUUGUAGUGGUGAGAAGAAAGUCUUUACUUAUUCUGCUAUCAAUUAUGAAGAAGUUGACAAAGCGAACUAUACAUACGUCGAAGAUAAGAUUCAUGGAACUCCACAAUCAAUCAUUCGAGGUCGAUUUAAUGAUGACGAUUUCGAUGAUAUAGCACUUGUUUCUCCUCAAUCUGAUGGACUGCACGUCCUACUUGCUAAAGGAGAUGGUAAAUUCUUACAACAUAUCUAUCAUAUAAACAAUUCUCCAGUAUCUGUUGUUCGAAUCAAUUUCAAUAAUGAUUCUAUCGAUGAUUUGGCUAUAUUACAUUCUAAUCAGACUAUUGGUAUAUAUCUCGGAACAAAACUUGGAAUAUUUUCUGAAGAGAAAAUUUCCUUUCAAAUUGGAGAAAAUUGCACCGAUCAAAGUUUUCGAUGGCUUUCAGUAGCUGAUCUAAAUCGAGAUGGGAAAGAUGAUUUGGUUUUGAUCGAUCCAGUUGUACAAACUAUUCGAGUUUUACUAAGUGCGAAUUGCAAUAAACAUUUUUAA
Molecule: messenger RNA, 2274 nt
Organism: Adineta steineri
Lineage: Eukaryota; Metazoa; Rotifera; Eurotatoria; Adinetida; Adinetidae
Source: the annotation of a GenBank genome assembly